AUGUCUUUAGAGGAACGGUUUUCAAAUACUCUAAAUUUCCAUAAUGCCGAGGAUCAUCGAGAACACGAAAAUGCUAGAAUUAUGAACAAAUUUGCAGGCAAGAUCAAAUCUGAUGAAUUAACUAUUACUCAAAAAAAAACUCUAAAAGAUAAAUCUAAUAGAGCAACAGUGGAAAAUGUUUUGGAUCCAAGAACUAUGAGAUUCUUGAAAAGUUUGGUCAAUCGAGGUAUCAUAUCUGGUAUUAAUGGCUGUUUAAGUACAGGUAAAGAAGCCAACGUAUAUCAUGCAUUCAAAGGCAUACCGAAACAACAGCAACAACAACAAGAAGAACAACAACAACUCCAAUGUCCAAAAAAAGAAUAUGCUGUAAAGAUUUACAAAACUUCUAUUUUGAUUUUCAAAAAUCGUGAAAAAUACGUAGAAGGUGAAUUUAGAUUUAGAAAUGCUAGAUCUCAACAUAAUCCCAGAAAAAUGAUUAAAGUUUGGGCAGAAAAGGAGUUUCGGAAUUUGAAAAGAAUUUAUACGAGUGGGAUCAUACCUUGUCCAGAGCCUAUUGAAGUUAAAUCCAACGUAUUGGUUAUGGAAUUUUUAACCGAUGGAGCCUGUGGUGACGAGAAUAAUCGCCCAUCUCCCAAAUUACGAGAUUAUGAAUUUAAGGACGAACAAGAUAUUAAACACUUUUAUUACACAAUGUUAGUUUAUAUUCGACUUUUAUAUCAAAAAUGUAGAUUAGUCCAUGCAGAUUUAAGUGAAUACAACUCUAUAGUUCACAAUGGUAAAUUAUACAUCAUCGAUGUUUCCCAAAGUGUCCAACCAGAACAUCUAAUGAGCUUAGACUUUUUAAGAAUGGAUAUUAAAAACGUUAAUGCCUUUUUUAGUAAAUUAGGCAUCCAAAUUUGUUGUGAAAGAUUGAUUUUUCAAUUUGUUAUUCAAGAAAAUAUUGAAAAUUGUGAUGAUUCAAGCAUAGAAGAAUUAAUUAAAUACGCUUCAAAAAAUAUUCCGUUAAAAUUAACAGACGAAGAUUAUGAAGAAGAUCAAGUUUUCAGAUCUUUAUAUUUAAUACGAAAUUUAAAUGGAUUAGAAGAACGUGAUUUUGAUCGGUUUACCAAUGGUAAAUUUGAUUUAUUAAAAUCUUUAAUUGCUUCUGAUAAUAAAAGAAAUGCCACUGAUUUGGUUAACGCCUCCGAGCAAUGUGAAUUUAUUGAAAAUGAAGAUGAUGACUCAGAUGACGACUAUGAUAGUAAUUAUGAAGAAGAAGGAGAAGAAGAAGAAGAAGAAGAAGAAGAAGAAGAGGAAUAUGAUUAUGAUGAAGAUGAAGAUGGUGAUCUUGAUGAUGAAAAAAAAUGGAUAGAAAAAGUAGUUGAUUUAAAAGGGAAAAAACACGAAGAUAAAGAUUCCAAACGUGAAAGGAAAGAAGCUACCAAGUUAGCUAAAAGAGAAAAAAGAAAAACCAAGAUAAAGAAAAGUGUGAAAAAAAAAUUGGUCAAAAAAACCAAAUCGAAAAAAUAA
Molecule: messenger RNA, 1509 nt
Organism: Saccharomycodes ludwigii
Lineage: Eukaryota; Fungi; Ascomycota; Saccharomycetes; Saccharomycodales; Saccharomycodaceae
Gene: RIO1
Product: protein kinase RIO1
Exons: 1
Coding region: 1-1509 (502 amino acids)
Biological process (GO): maturation of SSU-rRNA
Cellular component (GO): cytosol; preribosome, small subunit precursor
Molecular function (GO): ATP binding; protein serine/threonine kinase activity
Source: RefSeq, a predicted model, not a curated record